Molecule: messenger RNA, 6140 nt
Organism: Columba livia (rock pigeon)
Lineage: Eukaryota; Metazoa; Chordata; Aves; Columbiformes; Columbidae
Gene: TRAF2
Product: TNF receptor associated factor 2
Exons: 10
Coding region: 1695-3164 (489 amino acids)
Biological process (GO): regulation of apoptotic process; tumor necrosis factor-mediated signaling pathway; protein K63-linked ubiquitination
Cellular component (GO): cytoplasmic side of plasma membrane; cytosol
Molecular function (GO): zinc ion binding; ubiquitin-protein transferase activity; tumor necrosis factor receptor binding
Source: RefSeq, a predicted model, not a curated record
AGCGCGGGCCGGCGCCCCCGGCGUCCUCGGCUCCGGUUCCCGCACGGCCCUGGGGGCUGAGGGCUCACCCGGGCGGCGGCGGACGGGAUAGCGGCGUGGGGCCUUCCCGCCCGCCCGUCCCGCAGCGCGGCCUUGCGGCGGGGGCGGGGGGUUUCUGCUCCCCGCGGGGGCGGCCGCUCGGUGCCGGUGACCGGGCAAGCUGCCCCCGCGGCGGGCGCGGCGCUUCGGCCGCUCGGCGGAAAAAUCCACCCGUUUGCGUCCGGUUCGCAGGAAACCCGCGUGAGGCCGCGAGAGAGGGAGGCGCUGCCUCAGCGGCAGCAGCGGCCCGGCGCGCUCCUCCGGGAGGGGGUGAACCCGCUCAGCUCUGGUCUGAGUCACCCGAAAAGCUCCGCAGUAAAGGCAGGAGAACCCGGCCCUCUCUCUGGUUUCUGAACUCGGGGCGUGGGAGGGGGGACGGGAGUUCGGAACCCUUGGCGGCGUUUUGCAGGUGCUCACAGCAAAGCGCAGGGGAGCCGCUUGGUUCCAGGUUACGGGGAGUCAGGCUUUGCGCAGAAACGGGGCACCGGGAGAGCGAGGGGGGUUCCCUCUGCACAGUCGGUCUGUGGCUUUGUCAGCACGACCUGCUGGGCUGCAGCUGCCCAGGAGCCUCGGGAGAGUGGUGUUGGUGUGCAGAGGUGGAAGGCUAACGCUGUGCGAUACUCAGUGUCUGCGGUGGCAGCCAGGGUGUUGCAGCAGCGGGUUUGUUCAGAGCAGCCCCGGGUGGCUCCGUCCCGCGGCUGGAGCUGCAGGUGAGACGUUGUUGGCGGUUCCUGCCUCUCCGGGAACAGCGCGUCCUGCUCCCAGCGCCGCGGCCGGGGUCACAGCUCGCUCGGAAACGCAGGAGGGGUUUUCCUUCCCUGAAUCACGUCAGCCAGCCAAGAACUUUGGUGAUGUAAAGGUUUCCACAGUUGCUUUCCCAGACUAGCGCAGAUGCGCUGGGAAGAACAACGUUGCGGUGGAGCGAGUGAAGCGGCGCCAGCAUGGGCGAGCGGUGGUGCCAGUCCCAGGGGAGCUGCGUUGUGCGCGUCCCGGUGCCAACACGUGCGCGGGGACACGCGUCAUCCCGAGCGCCCUCAGGUGCUGGUCCCAGCUCUGCGGGAGCAUCUCACCUCAAAGGGCAUCGGCGCAGCCUUUGGUCCCGUGCGAAGGUCUCAGGGCCUCCCUGGGCUUGGCUGCAGCCGGCUCAGCCCAUGGUGCUGCCCUGGGCCCCGGGGAGCUGCCCCCGUUUGCUUCCUUGUUGUGCUGCUCCGCUCCCGCACUGUCCCCGCAGCUGGGGCUACUGGGACAGACCCUUUGGCUGCACCGUCAGGGGCAGCACCGAACCGGCUCUGAUGGGAAGGAUUUCCCCAGCAGCAGAUGAAUUCCCCGUGUGAUAAGAACAAGCCCUCCCCUGCCUGCUCGUGGGGCAGCUGUAAAGCCCCAAAGCCCCCGCGCUGCCUCAUCAUGAUCCGGCUGGGGACCCUGAGUGACAAAACUGGCCACUGUGACCUUUCGCAGAGCGAAUUCCCCUGCAAAAAGCACCUCCCGCUGACCUCACUGCUGCGGGACCAGCGGCUGCGCUUCCCCCAACGUCACUGUUUCUCGGUCACACCGAAGCCCGUCGGCCGCCACCUGCGCGGCGCCCCGGCCCGUGCUGUCCCUGCGGUGGCGCAGCCAUGGCGCUCUGUGCCCAGGCUCUGGAGAUCCAGCCAGGGUUGUUUGUUCACAUGGCAGCAGCAAACUCCACUCCACCUGGCUCUUUGGAUCUAAACCAGCCUGGAUUUGCAAAGGAGAUCCUGGGAACUAAACUAGAGGUCAAAUAUCUCUGCUCCGAUUGCAAGAAUAUAUUGAGGAGGCCGUUUCAAGCUCAGUGUGGACAUCGUUACUGUUCCUAUUGCCUGAAGAAAAUUAUAAGCGCUGGACCUCAGAAGUGUGCCAGCUGCAUUCAGGAGGGAAUAUACGAAGAAGGAAUUUCUAUUUUGGAAACAAGCUCGGCUUUCCCAGACAACGCAGCCCGUCGGGAGGUGGAAAGUCUGCCCGCUGUCUGCAUUAACAGUGGCUGCACGUGGAAGGGGACGAUUAAAGAAUACGAGGCUCACGACGAGGUCUGCCCUGAAUUUCCACUGACGUGCGAAGGCUGCGGGAAGAAGGUUCCAAGGGAGAAGUUUCGGGACCAUGUGAAGACUUGUGGCAGAUCUAAAGUGCCUUGCAGAUUUGAGGUUGUCGGAUGUGCCGAGGUGGUGGAAAAUGAAAAGCUACCAGAACACGAAAGCAAGUGCUUGGCGGAGCAUCUGUACAUGCUGCUGAGUUUUGUGCUCAGCCUCAAGGCUGGUUCUGGAGACCUAAAGCCCCUCCCUGCCCUUUCCUCAUCACAAACCAGCUCCCCGUUACUGGCAGCAAACUCUCUGUGCUCGGAGUCUGAGCUCUCCAGGUCCCUGGAGCUCUUGGGGAGGUGCGAGGCCCUCGAGAGGAAGACGGUGACCUUCGAGAACAUCGUCUGCGUGCUCAAUCGGGAAGUGGAAAGAGUGUCUCUGACAGCCGAAGCCUACAGUCGGCAACAUCGGCUGGACCAGGAGAAAAUCGAAACGCUCAGUAACAAGGUCCGGCAGCUGGAACGGAGCAUCGGCCUCAAAGAUCUGGCCAUGGCCGAGAUGGAGGAGAAGAUCCGCAACAUGGAAGCAUCCACCUACGACGGUGUUUUCAUCUGGAAGAUAACGGAGUUUGCCAGGAAGCGUCAGGAGGCAAUAACAGGCCGCUCUCCUGCCAUCUUCUCUCCAGCUUUCUACACGAGCAAGUACGGCUACAAGAUGUGUCUGCGCGUUUACCUGAACGGGGACGGCACCGGGCGCGGGACCCACCUGUCCCUGUUCUUUGUGGUGAUGAAAGGACCCAACGAUGCCCUUCUGCGGUGGCCCUUCAACCAGAAGGUAACCCUGAUGCUCCUGGAUCAGAACAACCGCGAGCACAUCAUCGAUGCCUUCCGGCCCGAUGUGACAUCCUCCUCCUUCCAGCGACCCGUCACAGAAAUGAACAUUGCCAGCGGCUGCCCGCUGUUCUGCCCCGUCUCCGUGAUGGAAGCCAAGAACUCCUACGUGCGUGAUGACGCCAUCUUUAUUAAAGCCAUCGUGGAUCUCACGGGCCUCUAACCCUGCUCGCCGCCGGGAGCAGCGAACGCGGAGCCAGCCCCGAGCGGGACAUCCCCUCUUGUGCUGCACUUCAGGCAGGUCUCGGAGCGAGGAGGGGGCAAAAAGCAGAAGGGGAAAAGCCCUUCCCAAAAAGGGACCUUCGCUCUGAGUGGAAACGAGGUGUCUGAUGGGAAAGGAACCCUCUUCCCUGGUGUCAGAGACCUUCCCUGAGAAGAGGUUUGGGUGGACGUUCACAGUCUGCAGGGAGCAAGAUCUGCAGGGACUUGGGUGUCUGAACUGCUGCUGUCUGGGCCGCCAGUGGAAACCAGAUCAGCUUUCGCUCUACCAGUUUAGUGCACGUCCUCAGUGCUCUGUAGUAAAACAAGGGUUUGGUCUGUCCCAGCGCCACCUCGUGUGGACACCUGGCUCAGCUGGCAGGAUUUUCCUCAGAGAUCUCUGUGUGUGCCACAGGGCUGCUGUCACUGGCUGGCCAGUGCCUUGGUGGAUGGGAAGGGUGCAUGGCAGACACGGUGCUGAGUGGUUUGUUGUUGAUUCAAUGGCAUCAGUGUCUGCAGAGGGUGCUGAGCUGUGUGGAGGCGGGCGGUGCAGCUGCCUGCGAGGGAGUGACUGUCCCUGCGGAGCGCCCGUCCUGUCCCGGGACAGGAGGCGGCACAGGGCUCGGUGAGGACUUCAGCCCCUGAGCCCGGGGAGCCCCAGGCGGGUGUUAUCCAGGUGCUGCCGUUCUCUGCCUGCCAGUGCCCGAGUCGCCGCGGGCAGGAUGGUGGCGGUGCUGGAAGCUGCCGGUGCUCUCACACAGAUGCUCCUGAGCUGGCGUUCAGCCCCGUCUGGGGCGGCUGCAGCAGUGCAGGCACACGGGCCUUCCCGGGCCCUCCCGGCCACUGAACGCGUACACGGCUCUGCUGCGCCGGCCGCCUGCACGGGCCCUCUCACCUGCGGCUGUGGCACCGCGGGACGCAGCACCAGUCCCUGCUGCUGGCGGGCCCUGCCGCUCCCGAGCUGCCCCCCGCAGCGGCAGCCUCCCCGUCCUCCCUGGGCUCGGGGAGCAGCCGGUUCCCAGCCGUGGCAAACCGGAGUGCUCGCUCUGCUCAGACACUGAGGUAGGACCUGGGCUGGCUGGAGAAGUCCCUGAGUGAAGCUUGCUGUCCCUUCUGUCCCUGGGCUGCUGGCACUGCUCCGUUUGGGGUAGCAAGUGUUCAGCAGCCGUGGGGUCUCUGUGGAGAAGAAACUGCUGCCCUGUCCCUGUGUCAUGGGCGGCUGGUCCCUCGGGAGUUGUUUCAUCGUGGCCGUGAGUGGCUGGAUGGGCGAUUUGCCAGGCUGGACUCUCCGGGCUUUGCCGCCUUCUCUGCCUGUGCCUCCCUCACCAACCGUGCCACAGGGAGGUUUUGUUGGUCACAGGAGCCGGUUGCUGCCCCCACCUUGCACUAACAGUCCAGGGCCCAGUCCGGCUGUGGGAGAAUGGGCAGCGAGGCUGGAGCGCAGUCACCUUCCUCCUGGCCGUGGGUCACCUUCCUUGUGCUCCUGGCUGCCCUGGGUCGCCCUCAGCCGGGAGCAGCAGUUGCUGGGCCUGGGAGAGCAAGGCCUGGACGCCCUUUCUGUCGGCAGCUCCCAGCCCCAGCCGCUGGACGCAGAGCCCGUCUGCUCCUGCUCUGCUCCGGCACGGCUGCGUGGCCACCUUGGUGGGGACAGGGACACUGUCAGUGGAGAUGAGCUGGUGCUCGGGGAGCCCUGCCAAGUCUGGCUGUCCCUGAUCCUCGCGGUGACGCUGCCCUGACCGCUGACUCCUGGGUGGUUCUGGUGUCCCCGCUGCUGCCAGGGGAGCUCAGGGGUGCCUGAUGUCCUUCCGGCUGGCGGGCAGCUGAGCUGGACCCUGACCCGAGUGGCCCUCCUGCCCCCAAGGGUGCUGUGCUGGCCAGGGGCUCUCCCUGCCUGUGGAUGAGUCCCUUCCAAGUCUCUGUGUGGGUCCUGUGGUACCUGUUGUGUGCAGAGGCCAUGGCUGGGGGCAGAUAGAGGCCGGGGGCUGUGCCAGUGGGGCUGGGGGUGCCUGGGAUGGGGGUGGCUGAGAUGGGGGUACCAGCUGGGCUGGGAAACCUCUUGGCACGUGUGCUGCAAACGCAAAGGUGAGGGCUGCAGUGCGGACAGGGCCUGCCCGGUUCUCACCGGGGCAGCGGGUGCGUGUCUGCGCGGAGCAGCCCCAGCAGAGGAUGGAGCCAGCCCGGUGCUGCCGCGCUUGCCCUCGGGCCUUAGGAGGAAACAGAAAGCCUGAGCAGCAGCUCUGUGGGGCCAGGCCCGGGAGAGCCCUGGAAAGGGGCAGGAAAAUCAGCUCUGCUCGUGUAACAGCUGGGAAUUCAGCCUGGGGGAGGGAGGGGAAGCUCGGUCAGAGCUGUUGUGAAUGUCUUUGCUCUCGGGGUGCUGGACACUGCAGCCGGGCCCAUUCCUGCGGAGACACGGGCUCAGCUGGGGGUCUGGGUGGCUUUUGGGGGUGGGCGCGGGUCCUCCCGCCGCAGCAGGUGCCGUGAAGGUUGCAGGGGAAGAGUCUGUGCUGUGAGCAGAGAUCAGGCGCCCCUUCCAGCCUGCGGGGGGACACGGGGCUGCGCUGCUGUCCGGGGGCACAGGGCAGGUGCUGGCACAGCGAGCCAGCCCUGGGACAGGACCUGGUGCCAUGGUGUUCCUGCGCCACAUCGCUGAGGCAGAUCCGGUGCUGCCAGUGUCACCUCAGCCUUGUUUCAUUUUCUAGCAGCUCGGAGCGCGCAGCGUUGGCUGCAGCAGCUCCUGGGGGGACGGCGCCUCCCUGGGCACGGCUCUGCCAGCCUGGCUGGCACACGGGCAUGUGGCACAGGCCAGCACUGGGUUUUUUGGUUUCCCCUUUGACGUCCCCUGUCAGAGAACACCUGUCUCAGCCCGGCACUGGGAGGUACCUUUUGUCUGUUUUUUGUACCUUGAGGUCAAACCCCACUAAUAAAAGCGGGAAGAGCGUCA